Humulus lupulus (European hop) is the source of this 8514-nucleotide messenger RNA. RefSeq lists its product as uncharacterized. Gene Ontology annotation, molecular function: ATP binding; protein binding; helicase activity. NCBI's taxonomy places the organism in Eukaryota, Viridiplantae, Streptophyta, Magnoliopsida, Rosales, Cannabaceae. Bases 252 to 8336 code for a protein of 2694 amino acids. The record is from RefSeq and is a predicted model, not a curated record. The transcript is spliced from 12 exons.
AUAAAGGCUCUAAUGCAAAUUAUCUCUUUCUUUGAGUGCUUGUACUAUAUUCAAAUUCCUUUUUUUUUCACUUGAUUACUUUAACAGACCCAUAUUUUUUGUUCACCGUUUUCACUAAGCUUUGGAGCCAAGAAACCUAUUUUCUUUCCCUUACUUUAAAAUGGGUUAUGGUGGAAAAUGUUUGUUAUAGAAUGCAUGUGCUAAGUUUUUCGAUGCAGUGAAAAGGAGCUGUGGAAAAAGGUGAGCAGAUAAUGAUGAUGAUGAUGAUGGAAGGUGGGGAAACUUCAGAUAGGAGAAAGAAAGACUCUACUGAUCAGUUCACUCAGACUGUGUUUUCUUGGACUCUUGAAGACAUUUCCAAUGAAAAUCUUUACAAAGACAAGGUGGAAAAGAUUCCUGAAUCAUUUCAAUCGGUUCAGCAUUAUUUGGGAUCUUUUGUCUAUCCUUUAUUGGAAGAAACUCGAGCACAAUUAUAUUCAAGUAUGGACGUACUGUAUAGAUUACCUUUUGGCGAGGUAGUUGCUUUUGAUGAAACCAAGUCAAAAGGAGAAAAAGUUUAUCAAGUUAGAGUUGAUUACUGGAGGAACAGAUUCAAUGAUAGGAGCAAGGAGCCUUACAAAACCUUGCCUGGAGACAUCUUGAUUUUUGUCAGUGCUAAACCAGAAACUUUUUCUGACUUAGAGAGGACAGGCAGAUCAUGGUCCUUUUUAUCAGUCUCUAGUAUCACUGAGGAUGAGAAAGGGGAUGAUAGUAGCUCUACUUAUUUCAAAGUCAAGUCAUCAACGGAGUUUGAACUGGAAAAGCAGAUGCAGACAUCAUUGUUCGUUGUUUUCUUGGCGAAUUUAACUACUAACAAAAGAGUUUGGAAAGCAUUGCAUAUGUCAAGAAACCUGAAGAUGCUUGAUUAUGUUCUGUGUAAUCGUUCUGGGGUUAUGGAAAAUUUUGAUACCUGCUCUGAGGAGAAUUGCUGCAUAUCUGAUGAGAAGUUGGUGAAGAGUCUAUCUUCCAAUAUGAAUGAGUCUCAGACUGGUGCAGUUCUUGCCUGUCUUCACAUGAUGCACUGCAAGAACAGAGGUGCUUUUGAGCUUAUUUGGGGUCCGCCUGGGACAGGGAAGACAAAAACUAAUGCUACCCUUCUUGUCUCCCUCAUGAAGAUGAACUAUAGAACCCUUGUUUGUGCACCAACAAAUGUUGCAAUAACUGAAGUGGCUUCUCGAGUCCUGAAGAUAGUUACAGAAUCUGAAUCCCUAAUGUGUUCAUUAGGAGAUAUUCUUCUGUUUGGCAACAAGGAGAGGCUCAAAGUUGGGUCAGAUAUUCAAGAGAUAUUUUUGGAAUAUCGAGUUCAAAGGCUUGCAGAGUGUUUUGGACCGCUUGGUUGGAACCAUUCCUUUACUUCCAUGAUAAACUUUCUUGAAAAUUGUGUUUCUCAGUACCAUGUUUUCCUGGGAAAUGAAUUGAUAAAAGAACAACAAGAACAGAGCUGUGAAAGUAAAACUAUAGAGGAAGGAAGCACAGAGAAGUUCAAAUCAUUUCUUGAUUAUGUGAGGAAAAUAUUUGGUUCCAUUGUGGAGCAGUUGAGAAAAUGCAUCUGGAACCUCUGUACACAUUUACCUCAAAGUUACAUUUUGGAUCAAAAUUUUCAAAACAUGACAGCCCUUAGUGGGUUACUUGAUCGUUUUGGAACACUUUUGUUUGAAGAUAGUAUGAUUUCUGGAGAACUAGAAGAGAUAUUUUCUUGUGCUGAAGGAAUUGAUUAUUCAUCUAAUUCAUUUGUGAAUAAUUCUUACUUGCUGUCAGUGAGAAGUGAGUGCCUUUCUAUCUUGAGAACCCUUCAUGGUUCCCUUAAACAACUUAAAUUUCCAAAUUUUAGAUCUGAAGAAGUAAUAACAGAGUUCUGUUUUCAAAGAGCUUCGUUGAUAUUUUCCACUGCAUCGAGUUCUUUUAAGCUGCACCAUAUGAAAAUUGAGCCAUUGGCCGUUUUGGUCAUUGAUGAAGCUGCACAACUGAAAGAAUGUGAGUCAACUAUACCUCUUCAACUUCCAGGUAUAAAGCACGCAGUUCUUUUUGGUGAUGAAUGGCAGUUACCAGCUACUGUUAGAAGUGAAAUUUCUGAGGAAGCUAGUUUUGGAAGAAGUUUAUUUCAGAGGUUGAGCAACCAGAGCCAUUCAAGGCAUCUCCUAAAUAUUCAGUACAGAAUGCACCCAUCAAUCAGUUCUUUCCCAAAUUCAAAAUUUUAUCAUAACCAGAUUGUGGAUGCGCCUAAAGUUAAAAGGAAAAGCUAUGAAAAGCGUUAUCUUCCAGGAUCAAUGUUUGGUACUUAUUCUUUUCUAAAUGUUAUUGGUGGAAGAGAGGAAAAAGAUGAUGAUGGGCACAGUCGCAAAAAUAUGGUUGAGGUUGCUCUUGUCAUCAAAAUACUGCAGAAUCUCUACAAAGCAUGGCGUGAGACACGAGUUAAACUUAGUGUCGGUGUGGUGUCUCCCUACUCUGCCCAAGUAGUUGCAAUUCAAGAAAAGGUUGGGAAGAAGUAUGAAACAAUUGAUGGCUUUCAAGUGAAGGUGAAAACAAUUGACGGGUUCCAAGGCGGAGAGGAAGACAUCAUAGUUAUGUCAACUGUAAGAUCUAGUAUAGGCCAGUCGUUGGAUUUCAUAUCCAAACCUCAGAGAAUGAAUGUUGCUCUCACUAGAGCUAGGCAUUGCUUGUGGAUACUAGGUAAUGAAAGAACCCUUGCUAAUAGUCAAUCUAUUUGGGAGGCGUUACUGGUUGAUGCAAAAAAUCGCCAGUGUUUCUAUAAUGCUGACGACAAUGAGGAUUUAGCCAAGGCUAUAUUAGAGAUCAAGAAAGAGCUUGAUCAAUUCGAUGAUCUUCUCAAUGCUGAUAGUAUGCUUUUCAGAAAUUCGAAGUGGAAGGUACUUUUCAGUGAUAACUUUUUGAAGUCAUUUAAAAAACUGACAUCAAUCCGGAGAAAGAAGUCAAUUUUAAACCUUCUUCUUAAGCUAUCCAGUGGGUGGAGGCCCAAGAGACAACUUGUGGAAUCAGGAAGUAAUAGUUCUAUGGAUAUAAUGAGAUUUAAGGUUGAAGGCCUGAUUGUUAUUGGUACUGUGGACAUCACAAAGGAUCUAAAUUACAAGCAAGUACUGAAGAUAUGGGAUGUUUUGCCUCCAGAUGAUGUACCGAAACUGAUAAAACGCCUUGAUAACAUUUUUGGCAAGUACACUGAUGAUUUUGUAAAACUCUGCAACGAAAAGUCUUUUGAUGGCAACUUGGAAAUACCAAAGAAUUGGCCACCCUCUUUGGAUUUUGUUCGGCUUAAGGAUCUCUCCAACAACGAAUCUGAGAGUGAAUUAAUUGGUUCCUCUUCAGAUGGAAGAAGUUACGUGGAAAAUUCGAAGGUCAGCGAGAGUUUGCUGCUGAUGAAAUUCUACUCCUUGUCUCAUGGUGUAGUAAACCACCUGCUAUCUGAUCGUGAUGGUAGGGAAAUUGAUCUUCCAUAUGAAGUAACGGAUGAACAAAUGGAGACCAUCCUUUUUAACAAAAGUAGCUUUAUACUUGGACGAUCGGGAACUGGAAAAACCACAGUUUUGACAAUGAAACUAUUUCAAAGAGAACAGUUGCACCAUUUUGCUAUGGAUGAGUUCCAUGGAGUCGAGACUGAUAUUGUUGGACAUGUUGGUGAAAAUAGUAUGGGACCCAAUACACUGGUAGAGAAAGGCAAUAAGGUCUUACGUCAGCUAUUUGUUACAGUUAGUCCUAAGCUAUGUAAUGCCGUCAAGCAACAUGUUUCUGACUUGAAAAGGUUUGCUUGUGAUGGCAGCAAUCUAGAUGAAAGUAGUUCAAUUGCUAUUGAUGAUAUAGAUGAUGAAGAAGCACAGUUCAAGAACAUUCUGGACUCUUUUUAUGACAUUCCUCCUGAUUACUACCCUUUGGUCAUAACAUUCCACAAGUUCUUAAUGAUGCUAGAUGGAACAUUGAGUAAAUCUUUUUUUGAAAGAUUCCUUAAUGUGGACGAUCUUUCUUCUGAUCAAGUUAGAAUUUCAAGAUCGGUGUUGCUUCAGACAUUCAUAAGGAACAAGGAAGUCAACUACGAGAAGUUUAGUGCUUUAUAUUGGCCUCAUUUUAAUUCCAAGUUAACAAAGAAGCUUGAUCCUUCUCGAGUCUUCGUUGAAAUAAUUUCUCAUAUCAAAGGUGGCCUACAAUCUAUAGAAUCAAGUGACAGUAAGCUAAGCUGUGAGGAUUAUCUUAAAAUGUCAGAGGGACGUUCCUCCAAUUUAAGUCGGGAAAAGAGAGAAAGAAUAUACAAUAUAUUUCAGAUCUAUGAAAAAAUGAAAAUGGAAAAUGGUGAAUUUGAUCUUGCCGAUUUUGUUAAUGAUCUUCAUUCUCGACUCAAGUAUGAAAGAUACAGGGCUGAUGAAAUGGAUUUUGUUUAUAUUGAUGAGGUGCAAGAUCUUACAAUGAGUCAAAUCACUUUGUUUAAGCACAUAUGUGGCAAUGUUGAAGAGGGAUUUGUUUUUUCCGGUGACACUGCACAAACAAUUGCAAGGGGAGUCGAUUUUAGGUUCCAAGAGAUACGCCAUCUAUUCUACAAGAAGUUUGUAUUUGAACCCAAAAGUGAACAAGGAGAGAGAAAAGAGAAAGGAUUGAUCUCCGAUGUUUUCCAUUUGUCUCAAAACUUUCGUACCCAUGCUGGUAUUCUGAAGUUGUCGCAAAGCAUAAUUGAACUUAUUUAUCAUUUCUUUCCACAGUCCAUUGAUCUUUUAAAACCAGAAACCAGUUUGAUAUAUGGGGAAUCUCCAUUGCUGCUUCAAUGUGGGGAUGAUGAAAAUGCAAUCAUAAAGAUUUUUGGCAACCGUGGAAAGACAAGUGGAAAUAUUGUUGGCUUUGGCGCAGAGCAGGUUAUUUUAGUGAGAGAUGACAAUGCUCGAAAGGAAAUCUCCGGCUAUGUUGGGAAGCAAGCUCUUCUACUUACAGUGCUGGAGUGCAAGGGACUUGAGUUUCAGGAUGUCUUACUGUACAAUUUUUUUGGUUCCUCCCCUCUAAAGAAUCAGUGGAGGGUCAUAUAUGAAUACAUGAAAGAGCAAGAUUUGUUUGACACCACCAUACCAAACUUCCCAAAAUUUUCCGAGUCCAAACAUAAUAUUAUAUGCUCUGAACUCAAGCAAUUAUAUGUUGCUGUCACACGCACAAGGCAAAGGUUGUGGAUUUGUGAAAGCUCGGAAGUUGCUGAACCUAUCUUUGACUAUUGGAGGAAGAAGGGUCUUGUGCAAUCUAAACAGCUUGAUGAUUCGCUUGCGCAGGCCAUGCAAGUCGCAAGCAGCCCUGAAGAGUGGAGAUCGAGGGGCAUUAAGCUCUUUCACGAAAACAACUAUGAAAUGGCCACAAUGUGUUUUGAAAGAGCUUGUGAUACGUAUUGGGAGAGAUUGUCUAAAGCUGCUGGACUCAAGGCUAUGGCUGAUCGAAUGCGCAUUUCAAAUCCUGAAGAAGCUAAAUCCAUCCUUAGAGAAGCUGCUGAGAUUUUUGAAGCUAUUGGCAAAGCUGAUUCUGCUGCCAGAUGUUUUUCUGAUCUGGGAGAGUAUGAAAGAGCAGGUCAUAUUUAUUUGGAAAAGUGUGGUGAAUCUGAGCUUCAAAAAGCUGGGGAAUGCUUUUCUCUAGCAGGGUGCCAUGAGAUUGCUGCUAAUGUUUAUGCUCGAGGGAAUUUCUUCUCAGAAUGUCUUACUGCUUGUUCAAAAGGAAAAUUGUUUGAGAUGGGUUUGUACUACAUUAAAUGUUGGAAACAACAUACAACAAAUGAGUGCAAUACUGCAGAGAGAAGGGAUGAAAUAGACAAAAUUGAGCAGACGUUUUUGGAGAAAUGUGCUUUUCAUUACUUUGAAAUCAAAGAUAUGAGGUCCAUGAUGGAAUUUGUUAAAGAAUUUAAUUCCAUGGAUUCAAUUCGGAACUUCUUGAGAUCACUAUGCUGCUUGGAUGAACUUUUGUUGUUGGAAGAAGAAAAGGAGAAUUUCAUGGAAGCUGCAAAUAUUGCCAAGCAAAUAGGUGAUAUAUUACGCAGGGUGGAUCUGCUGGGAAAAGCUGGAAAAUUUAAAGAAUCAGCUAUUCUUCUUCUUUUUUAUGUGCUUGCCAACUCCCUCUGGUCACCAGGUAACAAGGGCUGGCCCUUAAAGCAGUUCAAAGAAAAGGGUGAUCUCUUAACAAAAGCCAAAACAUUUGCCAGUAAUGAUACAAACAACUUUCAUGAGAUUGUUUGUACUGAGGCUGAUAUCGUUGCAAAUAAUAAGAGUGACUUGAUAACAAUCAUGAAUCAGAUGAUUUCUUCUCAGAGGCACAAGAGUGUUAGCGGCGAGAUUCUUUCUGGUAGAAAAAUUCUGGACGUGCACCUUUCCUUAAAACCCACCAAGUACUAUUGGGAAGACGAAAUGGUGGCUGAUGUAAGGAAGCAUUCAGAAGACAUGAUUUCUAAAAACCAGGUAUCAAUGAUGUCACUAGUUCACUUUUGGAAUUUUUGGAAGGACAAGAUUGUUGGUGUUUUGGAAUGUCUUAGAUGUCUUGAGACCGAAGAAGUUAAUGAGUUCAGAGAUUAUGGGGAGUUCUGUAUGAAUUUUUUAGGUGUUUGGAGUGAGUACAAUAAUUCGAAUCCAAUAUUUUUUUUCCUAUACCCUGAGGCUGAUUGGGCAAGAUAUGUGGCUAACAGAUCAAAGAGAGGAAAGUUGGUAUCUAUUGAUUUGCACCAGUUUGUUUCUGCUGCCCAGGGAUAUUGGUGUUCGGAGAUGCUUUCAGUUGGACUCACGGUUUUGGACAGACUCAAAGCUCUUUAUAACUUUCCAAUCCAGAAUUGUGAUGUACUUUUCUUCAAAAGUAGGGCUCUUACUCUGAUCUAUGAGGUUGCAACAUUUCUUUUGGAUGCAAAAAUUAUGAAGCUGAGGCAUCAUGAGUAUGAGAAUCUGUUGAAGUACAUUAGAUUUUCUACUGAGAACAUAGUUGGUUACAUAUUCCCAGACUGGCGGAAACCAUCGAGUAAAAACAUGAUUUUACUCCGAGGAGCAGACACUACUAAGAGUAUGUUGAAUCAAGUCAUAGCUGAAUCUGUACGUCUAAGUAAUAACAUCUCUCAUGGACAAAUUGGAAGAGUUGCCAUGAUUAUUCUUGGGUCUGGGAAGGUCAAUAAAGAACUCUGUGAGAAGGUUAUAUUAAAAUUGAACCGUGAUGAAAUGUGGAAACAAUGGAAGGUAUUCUUUGAAAAUCUACGCAAGGUUAGGGGAUCAGAUUUUCCAGAAGACUCUGUAUCUCCCGACAAUGGAGGAAAAUCAAGACAAGAUGGACCUACUAAAGCAUCUGAGACAGGAGUGUGGGAGAUGUAUCUUGUUUGUAGUUUCAAAGAAGCUAUAGAAAGUACCUACAUCACCAAUUGGAGGACAGUUAACGACUACAUAUCUCCUAGUUGUUUCUUGUAUCUUGUAGAGUACCUUCUGAUAUGGUUGUCUUCCUUUAAUGGUUAUUUUUUAUCCACCAAAUCUUCGUUUGUUGAAUGUCUUAUUUACCAUGAGAAGUUCACCAGCCUCUCUCAAACGUCCUCUUAUAAAGUCAAUCCAGAACCCAUACUUGCAUUCUUAUGCCAAGUAGUUCAAGAAUUUCUCAACAACAAGAUGGAUACAAUUCACUGGAUAGGUAAAUCUACCAGAGCAGUGAUGGAGAACUACUCUGUGCUUGUUACAAGACUUGUGGUGCUGACAUGUUUGCUUUGUGUCAACUUUGGCUUGAGUACUGAUUUACUCAUCAAUGUGCUGAAGAAGAUCCACAUAACCGAACAACUACCACACUUGUUUUGUGUUGCCCUCAAGAAAGUAAGAAGAAACAACAAUCCAGGUUUCAAUGUGAAUUUGAUUGCUGAAGCUCUUAAGAAGAUCAACAAUCCUUUGGUGAUUGUGAAUUUCUGGAGAUGUUGUCCGUUCAAGUCGUGUCCAGAUGCCGUGUAUGUAAGUAUGAGUUCCAACCCCUCCAAUGAUGAAAUAUUAAGAGUAUUGUUUCCGGACAAGGUUGAAGCUUCAGUGAGCUCAGUUGGAGUUGGAGCUUCUGCUACUGCUGCUGUGGUAGCUACUUCUGAGGGUGCUUCUAAGGAAGAGGUGCUGUCAUCGUCCAAGGCUUCUAAGGACGAAGCGCUGUCGUUGUCCAAGACUUGUCAAGCUAGUGUUGCUGCAGCAGAAGCAGCAGCACCAACACCCGCACCAGCAGCAGCACCGGCAGCUACUGAAGUACCAAGUAGCAGUCAAAAUCCAGAUAGCAAAAAGAAGGGAAGUAACAAGUACAGAAAAAACAAAAAUAGCAAAUCAAAAGGAAAGAAGAAAUAGGCUAAGUAUCUAAUGCAAUGGUAGUUGCUAAUUCUUAUGAUGAAACUCUAACGUAUUAUGUACUACAUACAUUAUGAAUAUGAAUAUUGUUGUUAUAAUCUAAGGAAAUUGAUAUAAUUCGGUUCAAGUAUAUUUUAUAAAUAUGUAUGUAUUAUUUUUAUCAAUAUUUACUAAUCGA